Messenger RNA from Prorocentrum cordatum, 2982 nucleotides. The record is from the annotation of a GenBank genome assembly. Lineage: Eukaryota; Dinophyceae; Prorocentrales; Prorocentraceae.
CCCUGCGCCGUCCAAGUGGAGAACAAGUGAUACAAUGAUUUUUGACCCAGCUUGGCACGCUUUGAAACCAGGCCUGGCGAUGUCGGGUCAACUGCGCAGAGUGGUAAUGCAAGACUGUUGUUUCUGCCAGGUCCCUCCACGAAGUGGCAGGGCGCCCAAAGAAAGCUGCGCGCGAAUCCACGCGGAUGCGCCCUCCUCAGGAAACGGCACGCGGACAUGGUCGACGAGCUCAUGUGUGUGGCUCGCUUAGCACCUUUGCCCAAUACGCCUCAUCGCUACUGCUCUGCAGUCGCAAAAAAAAUCAAAUGGCGAUCGGGCGACACGUGCAUUUACCGGUAGCACCUGCCGCAAAAGUGCCACAAGCACGUUGUAAAAACGACCCGGUCGGCCGGGGGAGGGCCACGUGCAGGCGGGGAGGGGAAAAAUGACGGAGGGGAAAGAGGGAGCGGGCGAGAAGAGGGUCGGAUGCAAAUUCGGGUGUGUCAAAGCACAUGCAUCGCUACGGCAGGUCAUUGCCCGACCAGAGUGAUAAGUGGUACAUGCGAGCGCCGAGUAGCAAUCCCGCGCGAAUUAGUGCGACGGGCGUUGCCCGUGCUUGCCGAGCAAGCGCAGUUCGCUAACCAGAGGUCGCUGUCACAUUGCCCGCUGAGAAGGCGGAGACCACCUGUUUAAAUUCGCCCGAUGGCUUUGUUGAAACAGUUCAUCCAAUCGUCGAAAUUCUUGAAGGGGUGGAAGGCGGCCCUCUCGGCACUGUCGCAGUCGCCAGCCCCGCCCUGGCCCGGGCCCACGCACAGGUUGUCGCCCACGAGGUUGAAGUCGAGGAGCCUGCCCACCCCGAUCUGAUCCAUGCAGCGAGUGAGGAAGAAGUCCUCGCCCCAGUCCGACCACGGUAGUUCCUCCUUCAUCCUUGCACUUGUCGGAGAGGCGCGCGUAGGCCUUCAUGGCCUUGGUCGAAGCACCUCUACGGCCCCGUACAGCAUCGGGAACGAGGACGAGCUCGGCCACGCGUUGCAGUUUACCACGUAUAGCUGCCCAUCGUGCUCGCCACGGCCCGUGUGGGGCGCCAGGCUGGUCGUCCUCAGGCGAUCGGGCAGCAGCACGGCGUCGGGGUCGGCCUUGAUCGUCCAGUCGUGGAGCCACAACCUGCCGUCCGCGAAAAGGUCGUCCCAAUCGCCAUGAAGAGCUCCGUGUUGCCGGCCGUGCCGUCUUUGGAAACACCAACCGCGAUGUCCGGGGUCUUCAGGGACUUCGAACCCGCGAUGUCGACCACCUCGUCCGAAAAGACGACGAAACCGUCGCAGUUGAAGACUCCCGAGCGCGCCUCCCACUGGGCCUGGACCAGGGGCAGCUCGUAGCCUUCGGUGCGCAUCACGAUAAAGCAGAAAAGCGACGGCCACCCCUUCGUCGCGAGACCGUAGCUUCGCGAGCCCAGCGUAUCGCAGGACCAGUUUUCAUUGUUGUCGGUGGGGUCCGGACCGGGCGUGCACGACUCCUUGCAGACCGCCCAUCCCUUCGCCUUCACGUAACACUGGUCCCCGACGGCCAGGCAGCACUGCGUCUUCGAGCAGUCCUCGACACCAGUCUUGGAGCACUUCCCAUAUUGUCCUCGACCCACGAGGCGACCUUGCCGCCCUCAGGGCCAGGGCUCCAGCCGGGCGCUGGCCACGGCGUCCUCGCGCCCAGCUCCGCGCAGGUCCACGGCUUGUCCCACUCGUUCUCCGGCUCCGUGGAGCACUCCCCUUGCACUGCGCCCAGCCAGGCCCCUUCUCGUAGCACAGGGAGCCGGAGGUUUUGCAGCACUUCGUGUCCGAGCAGUCGUCUUCAUCCCCGGAGCACUGCUCGUCGACCCAAUCGCCCUUGCCGCGCUUGGGGGGGCCCAGCUGCCAGCACCUCCACGGCUCCGAGUCCUCGUCCGAGUAGUCGGGGCCCGGCGUGCAGAACUGUCUGCAGGUCGCGAACGUGUCGUUCUUCUGGAAGCAGGCAGAGCCCGCCUCGCUGCAGCACUUGCUCUCCGUGCAAUUGGCACCGUUCUGCGCGCACUGCGGCGCCUCGCCCUUGGCGCGCGCGCCGACCUCCUCGCAGCUCCACGGAGACGGGUCCACGUCCGAGGGGUCGAUGCCAGGGCUGCAGCUGGCCCUGCACUCGGCCCAGUCUUUGCUCUUGGUGUAGCACUGCAUGCCCUGCACGGAGCAGCACUUCGUCUUGCGGCAGUCCUCCGACGGCCCAGAGCAGAGGUCCUCGCGCUUCUGCUUGAUGUGGCUCCCAGUGCUGUUCUUCGAGGAAGGGGUGGCAGCGGCCUUGCCGCUCUUGUUCUUGGAGUCGGUCCUGGACGUGUGCGCGCCCUUGGACUUCGUGCCUAUGCUGCCCUUGGACUUCCCCAGCUGCUCGAAAUGAGCCGCCUGCUUCAACAUCUUCUCGGCCUUGAUCGCCGCCUCCUUCGACACCUUGCACGGAUCAUAGGCGUCGGAAGGGUCCGUGAUGUCCAGAGUCUUCAGGUCAUCGAGGUCGGUAAGCUUCCGACGCUGCUCGCACGGGUCCUCCGGAGCGUCGACGUCGCUCCUCGUUGCUCCAGGAGGGCUUCCCCUGGGAGUGCGCGCCAGCCGGCUCGUGCAGCAGCUGCCGGAUGGGCCGCUGCCGCACGCCAGGCGCGCCGCCCGCCGUCGCGCCGCCGGAGGCCCCGGCGGACACCGCCGCCGCGAGGGCCACCGCCGCCGCCAGCGCGCCCGUGGCCCACGCCAAGCGGCGCGCGACGGGGCUGCCGACGGCCGUCCGGAGGGCGGCCCCUGAAGUCGCUGCCGUCGGCGAGCAGGGCGUCCGCCUCCAUGUGCGGCGCCGCGCUGCCCGCGGCCCUCGGCGACGGCAUGUGGGCGGCUCCGCUCUCGCGCCGACCCCGAGGGGGGUGCGCCCUGUCGCGCUGCGGUGUGAGCGCCACUCGCAGCGAGCUCUCCGACGGGGCGGAUGCCUCGCCUUCGGUCUUGGGCC